AUGGGGCUAGCACAUUGCUGCUUGGGCCAGAACAUGCUCUUAAAUCAGUGCCUGGUUUAUGAGCAUGGUCGCUGGUACAUGCGGAAUGGUUUAGUUUACAGUCCUCAGCUGUUGAUCGCUCCCCUCCAGUUUGGACAUCUAAGUGUGGCUCACAUCUUGCUGGAGAAUGGUGCUGAUCUCAAUGCACAGAAUAAGUUGGGAGCCAGUGUCCUCACAAUGGCCUCCAGAGGUGGCCACGUCAGCAUGGUGAAAUUGUUGCUGGAAUCUGGAGCUUUUGUAGAUAAUUAUGACCAUUUUAGCGCAAGUGUACUUAGCAGCAGCAGAGAUGACCUUCCUGACAUCACUCCACUAAUGGCAGCUGCUCAACAUGGACAUGAGGCAGUAGUACAUCUGUUGUUAGACUGGGGAGCUGAUUGUAAUUACACUGUGAAGACUAUGGGCUGGAGCCCUUUAAUGCUGGCAGCUGUUAGUGGAAAGGUGAGCUUGGCACAGCAGCUCAUGGAGAAGGGUGCCAAUCCCGAUCACCUGAAUGUUCUACAUAAGACACCUUUUGAAAUCUCUGUUGGCUUCAAACACAAAGACAUGAAAGACUACCUGGAAUCUCUUACAACGAUCAGACCUCAGGCAGAUACAGAAAAGAGGCAACCUGAUGUCUUUCAUGCUUUGAAAUUGGGAAACUUUCAGCUGGUUAAAGAGAUUGUUGAUGAAGACUCAAGUCAGGUCAAUAUUACCAAUGUUGAUGGCGCAUCUCCAUUAAUGAUUGCGGCUGUAACUGGACAGCUGCCCCUUGUUCAGCUCCUUGUAGAGAAAAAUGCUGAUAUUGACAAACAGGAUAAUGUUCAUGGCUGGACAGCACUAAUGCAGGCCACAUACCACGGGAACAAAGAUGUUGUGAAGCAUUUGUUAAAUCAAGGAGCUGACGUCAAUCUUCGCGCAAAAAAUGGAUACACUGCUUUUGACCUGAUAAUGCUGCUGAAUGAUCCAGACACAGAGCUUGUACGGUUACUGGCAUCAGCAUGCAUGCAAGUAGACAAAGACAAGAAUAAACCGAACAACAGAUCAUCUUUGCCUUGUUCCAGAAGUAGGCAAUCCUUAAAUGUCCCAAUGUUACCAGAUGACAAAGGAGGUCUAAAGUCCUGGUGGAGCAGGAUGUCCAAUCGAUUCCGCAAGCUGAAGUUGACUCAGACAUUGCGCCAUGGAUUUCCUUUCAAUCAGUUUGUGCCUUUUCCUGAUGAGCCUGAACCAUCAUUAAAUUCCACCAUAAAAGCAGUAUCCCAGAAUGAUACAGACACCUUUGGAAACCCUGAUGCUGCUACAGCUUGGAUCACAAAUAACAAAGCUAGUGGUGGAAACACUGCAAAAGGAGAAAAGGAUGAUGAAUUACUGACCACCAUGUUGAGAAGUAGUGCUCCAUUUACCAGGCUGCCCAGCGAUAAACUGAAAGCAGUGAUACCGCCGUUCUUGCCGCCCUCAAGUUUUGAGCUUUGGAAUUCUGACCGAACGCGAAUCAACAAAGAUGGCAAAGCUGAACAGAUGAGAACUGCCUGGCCACAGAGAGCAAUCAAACACGAUUUUAACAGCAGUGGGAACUCUGAUAUA
Molecule: messenger RNA, 1599 nt
Organism: Balearica regulorum gibbericeps (East African grey crowned-crane)
Lineage: Eukaryota; Metazoa; Chordata; Aves; Gruiformes; Gruidae
Source: RefSeq, a predicted model, not a curated record